Messenger RNA from Oryza sativa Japonica Group (Japanese rice), 2934 nucleotides. RefSeq names its product putative F-box protein At5g38390. Gene Ontology annotation, molecular function: protein binding. Lineage: Eukaryota; Viridiplantae; Streptophyta; Magnoliopsida; Poales; Poaceae. The record is from RefSeq and is a predicted model, not a curated record.
UAUGGAGAUUGUGGCUGACCACAUUGGGAAGGGUGGCAGUUGCCUUGGAAGGAGAGAGGCAACACCGGCUAGAUGAAGGGUAUGGAACUAAUGAAUGAACCCUACUCGUUAGUGGUAAAGUGUGGUUGGGCUGUCGAAUGAGUACGUACGAGGGAGAGGAGAGGUGGGCCUUGAUUCAGACUAAUAGAGAAGAGGACUUAUAUGUCCUUUUCUUUUAGCAAAUAAUCAUAAAUGUUCUAUAGUCUAUUGUGCUACGGAAAUUUAAGGAAAUACUAAGUUAUUUAAAGCAUUGAGAGAUUUUAUUAAAAAUAUAUCCAACACAACUUCUUGAUAAAAUUGUAUUCCAUGGUUCUAUUUUCUUGUAGAAUUGUCUUUAACUGUAUUUUAAACUUCUUAAGAAAAAGCCUGGCACGAAUGCUAGAAACUGCAUUUUAGAAUGAUUUAUUAAAUCUCAAAAGUUUCAAAUAACCAUGGCACGAAAGCUGCAAAAUGAACCAAAUUUUGCUUGACUGGGAGUGUCAGAUCAAAGACGAUGGAUGAUUGCUAAAGUUGAAGAACUCAAUUUCAACUCAGUGAGCUAGAACUACUCCCCUCCACCCACCACCCUCCCUCCUUCCCUAGGUCCACUCGUGGAUGGUGAGUUGAAUGUUUGUAGAGAGGCUCAAUGUAAUUUUUUGCCUAUUAAGGAAAAACUCAUCAUGUCAUUUUUUCCACAUGGGGGUAGUGAAGUGGUUGCAAAUGGCAAGAAAGGAGGCUAAUGAUGUUGUCUUCCCUAAAUAGGGUGUGAAGUCAUGCUGCAUAACGCAAUACAUAGGAGAAGAGGAGGGAGGAGACGAGGGGUAAUAUGUCUGGUUUGAAUGCAUUGGGAGUAAGAUGUCCUGGUUUGUAGUUGAAAAAUAGACUCAAUUAAGAGCUCCAUAGAUAAAAUCAGACUCCUCUUAUUUUUUUUAUUUAUCAUAUAUAAUCCUCGCUUUAGCUUCAAAUUCCGUGUGUCAUAGAUGUUGGAUUACAAAUGCCAUAAAACUACUUUAUAUAGUUUCUUUUUUGUCGAUGUUCUAGAAGCUACCGCAGAUGUUGUAAGCGAGCCAAUGUUGUCAUGUGGGCCAUACCUUUCUCCACGAUAGCAUUUACUCUUUUUGCGGGUCCCAUGACUCACACCAACAACUAAAGCCAAAAAGGUUCAAUUUUGCUUAUAUCAUUCACCUCUUCUUGUUCUUCUCCAUCUCUAAGCACUUCUACCUAACGAAACCAAAGAGGAGAAGACUUGUGUUAGUCGGUGCCAUGGACGAGUUAGGGAUCAUCGAGCAAGGCGUCGACUGGAGGACUCGCCUUGGCCAAGACAUUCGCGAUUGCAUGAUAAAUGAUAUAUUGUUCAGCCUGCAAACGAAAUUGCAAAGUACUACUACAGCAUUGAUUGAUCUCCAGAAGGUUGCUGUCAGAAUAGAGGAGAGGAUCCAUACGAUAGCUAGUGACUAUGGUGAUUAUCUACGGAGGAUUUGUCUGACAAGAGGUGAUUUGGACUCAUAUGAUGUAUUUUUGAAUGAUUGUCAACGUCAGCAAGCUUCAAUCCGUUCAUCCAUCUUGCUCCAUCAGGAGAAUAAGCAAGGUGAUCAAAUUGUCCAGGCAAAAAGAAAUAUUAAGGGGACAUCAUCUAGCAGUGUGCUAUCUAAUCAAGUAGCCCUAAAUGACCACAAGGAGCACUCACACCCCUACGAGAAGGAUAUGAUCAGCAAACUCCCUAACGAUUUGGUCCAACAUAUUAUGUCAUUCUUGUCAAUGCGAGAGGCUGUGCGCACCAGUGUUUUGUCCCAUUGGUGGGUCAACCAGUGGACCUUCUUGAAGUCCAUUCAGCUUAAUAUAUAUUGGUUUCAUAUGGACAGAGAAAAAUUCAGUAGUUUCCUUGACAAACUAUUGCUAAGCCGUGUCCAAGCUGAUGCUCCCAUGGACACAUUCGAGCUAAAAUCUUUUGCAAUUGACCGCGCCAAUUAUUGGAUUAAUCAUGCAAUCAAGCACAAUGCUAAAGUGCUUAAAUUUGCUGAAUAUGGAAAAUGGGAACCUUUCUACUUGGAUCCAAAUCUUGUGGAGUUAAGUUCUCGGUAUCUAGAAACUUUGGAGCUGACUAAUGUUGCUCUAGAUGCGACGAUAUUCAAUCAGUUGGCCAAUGCAUGCCCAGCAUUGCAAAAUAUGCUGCUGACAGACUGCUUACUGGAGGUAGAAGAAAUUUCAUCAAGCUCAUUGAAGAAUCUGGAUAUAAUUGACUGCUAUAUUCUCAAGGACCUGAGCAUUUGUACUCCUAGUUUGGUUUCAUUGUGCAUCAAGAAUGAAAGAACAGACAAUUCUUCGUUCAGAAACUCUUACCUAAUAUUCGCAACGGCCAUUAUCAUUGAUGCUUCAAAUGUCAGUAGCAUGGAGUUGUUAGCUAUGGAUAGACAGUUCACAUUCGUGGAGAAAGACGGGGGCGAGCCAAUGUUCAAGAAUCUCAGAAACUUGAGCCUAGGUCUAUGGUGCAUUAACAACAUGUUUUCGCCUCUACGUCGAUUCGUCCGGCAUUCGCCUAUGCUGAGGAUGGUGACUCUGAGGAUCAGUCCGCUGGAUUGGAAGUCCCAUCUCACGAAGGAACAUCAGGAGAUGCUGAUCAGCAUUCGUGAUCGUCGUGGCCUGAUUCUUUAUAUCGAUUGGUAUUGAAGGCCAAGGGCUUCUGCGGUGCUCCAAUGGUGAAUAAAAUUGCUGCCAAAUUAAGCUGGUUGCUGAAACAUUGAGACCAAUUUAAGUUUCUUUUCGUUUUAAUCGCAGUGGAUCAAACUUGUUGCAGUAAUAAUUACCUGUUACUUGACUGCAUGUGUCAGCCUGGAGUCUGGAUGUUGUCUUUGAUGUGGUGUCAUUGUUACUUAUACUGUUUCAUUAUAUGGAUGAACCAAUGAGUCUUUAAGAACC